CCGCUGCUGUCACAACAACAUUUCGCCAUUUCAGGUUUGGCGGAGAAGGGGGGCGCUCUAUAACUCCCGCGAAGGAAUUAGGUCAGCCGAGCGGAGGUGUGUGUUUUUCUUCAUUGAAAACGUUUCUCGCUCGUUCUCGUUUUCCCGACGGCUCUCUUAUCGUGCUCCGAUGCGUGUUACCUGGCUGCUGCCGAUGAACUUUACCAGCGUCGGCCCGGGCUGAAGAGUCGAGUCAGUUGUCGGAUUUUCUAGCUAACAGCUACCAAGCUAGCUGUGUGUAAACAACAAGAUGAAACGGAUGAAAGGAGGAGAGGAGGGAAGCGAUGACUCCUCCUGUGAGAGUCCAGCAGAGGUUUGCAAGAAGGUGCGAAAGCAGUUGAGCGAGGAUUCGGAGCCAGAGGUGGCUGAGUCGCUGGACUGUAACUGGGCACGGCUGCCUCAGGAGCUCCUGCUGCAUAUCUUCCAGUACCUGCCGCUGCUGGACCGGGCUUAUGCCUCCCAGGUGUGCCGUGGGUGGAACCAAGCCUUCCACAUGCCUGAGCUGUGGAGAUGCUUUGAGUUUGAGCUCAACCAGCCAGCCAGCUCUUACCUAAAAGCCACACAUCCAGACCUUAUUAAGCAGAUCAUAAAGAGGCACUCCAAUCACCUGCAGUAUGUCAGCUUCAAGGUUGACAGUAGUACAGAGUCUGCAGAGGCGGCUUGUGACAUUCUUUCACAGUUGGUGAACUGCUCACUGAAGACCUUGGGCCUCAUCUCUACAGCCAGGCCCAGUUUCAUGGAGGUUCCAAAGUCUCACUUCAUCUCCGCCCUGACCGUGGUGUUCGUCAACUCCAAAUCGUUGUCUUCGCUGAAGAUUGACGACACGCCAGUUGAUGAUCCAUCUCUGAAGGUGCUGGUGGCCAACAAUAGCGACACCCUGAAACUGCUGAAGAUGAGCAGCUGCCCUCACGUCUCUCCUGCAGGAAUCCUGUGUGUGGCAGACCAGUGUCACGGGCUCCGAGAGCUAGCGCUAAACUACCACCUCCUGAGUGAUGAACUCCUGCUGGCGCUUUCCUCUGAAAAGCACGUCCACCUGGAACACUUGCGAAUUGAUGUGGUGAGCGAAAACCCCGGGCAGCACUUCCACACUAUCAAGAAGAGCAGCUGGGACGCUAUGAUGCGGCACUCGCCCAAAUUCAACCUGGUCAUGUACUUCUUCCUCUAUGAGGACGAGUUCGGCCCCUUCUUUAAUGAGGAAAUCCCGGUCACACACCUUUACUUUGGGCGCUCAGUGAGCAAAGAGGUCCUGGGCCGAGUGGGCCUCCACUGCCCUCGUUUGGUGGAGCUGGUCGUGUGCGCCAACGGCCUGCGUCCUCUGGAUGAGGAGCUGAUCCGUAUCGCCAAACACUGCACCCAGCUGUCAGCCAUCGGCCUGGGUGAGUGCGAAGUGUCCUGCAGCGCGUUUGUGGAGUUCGUCAAAAUGUGCGGCCGCCGGCUGUCCCAGCUGUCCAUCAUGGAGGAGGUACUGAUUCCAGAUCAUAAAUACUCCCUGGAUGAGAUUCACUGGGAGGUGUCGAAGCACCUGGGCCGGGUCUGGUUCCCAGACAUGAUGCCGACCUGGUAGAGAGUGAAGCCUGUGCUCAGAGUUCAGUAUGUUGGGUUUGUGGUGCGGAACAAUCAUUGCCUCCAUGUUGCGUUGAAAAGCCUCGGCUGGGAAGCUCGACGACAGCAUGGAGAGCAUGAACUUGCUGAACUCCCGUUAGCAGGGCAGGGAUGUAAUGUAGCACUCGACAACAACACAAUGUUAUCACAUUAUCAUGGAAACGCCACAGAAUUCCUGCUCUGCUUAAUCCGCAGAUGGAAUUCAGCAAGCUGGCUUCGGCCCACAGAAGAGCAGGAGGAAAUUUAAAUAAAAAGCAAUGUUUUUAUAACUGCAAAUGGAGUUAUAUGUACAUUAUAGGCUGGUUAUGAUAAUCUGUGUUAUUAGAGGGGUGUGUGUGUGUGUGUGUGUGUGUGCGCGUGAAUGAAUGAAUGUGCGGGUUGGUGUUUACAUGUUUUCCAACAUUGAGCAGUAAAUUGGGACAAUUAGGUGCACAAUUGCAUGUUGUUACGCUACCACUUGACCACAUAAAUCCGGUGCGAGAUAGCAGCUCUGCACUCUGUAACACAAUAUGGCAUUGACCGCAUGGUUAUCUGUACAAAGGAUGCGACAGAAGGUGUAUUUGUCAUGUGUGGCUGAAUUUUGCAGAAGAGUAGCUGGGUCCUACACCUCAUUUUAACCUAAUUUAAAGAACAGUGGCUGUGUUGUUUGUCCUUCUCGCCUGGGGAGCUCCAGUCGUGUCUCACAAAACACGAUUGUUGAACAAAUGGAAGAUGGAGAGAAAAAGAAACGUUUAUAUAGGUCUCUAAAUUUUUGAGUUUUUUUUUUCUCCCCCUGCAUCAAACACAAAUUGGCCUGACAAAUGAUUUCAUCUAUUUUGGAAAAAGGUUUAUGUACAGUUAUAGAUUUCCUAAGCACCUUAGAUGAAUACCAAAUGAUAGAUGGAAUACACCCGGUCCUUGGGACCAAAAAUGGUGAUUAUUUAUACUGUACUGGGGCUUUGUUGAGUCAAAUCCCCAAGUGCAGCAUAUUGAAGUUGUAAAGCUCUAAUUAAAACAAUCAAAUAAUUCUAUGUAAAUAGUGCACAGAGAUGUUUAAAUUUGGAGGUAGAGAUCAGCGGUCUCAGUUCUCCAUGCUCAGAUUGCUUUGUAAUCAUUCAGUAGACUAGUCUGUAUGGCUGUUGGCUUACAGUGCAUGCUGGAAAUGCAAAUCCAACCCAUUUGUUUCUCAGAUGCAUUAAAAUGAAAAUAUUUUCUAUGUAGGUUUCAUUUGUAUCUUCUGCUAUUUGCCUGUUCAAGCUCUAAACCCUGGUUCUCUGUUGUGGAUAUCUGAUCUUCCCAUUAGUCCACAUUUGUUUCUUUAUCAUGUUAUCUUGUAUACAUGAGAGGAAGCAGUAUUCACCCAUUAUACCAAUCCUACCAUUAUAAACACUGUCUGCAGAUUUUUCUUGUGUUCCAAACAUCCAUUCAUUUCAGUCGAAAGAGGUUUGGCAAGUCAGAUGAGUGAAACAGUUUUGUUUUUUCCUUUAAGAGGAAGUCAAAUGCAUCUGUAUAUAAAAACGCUGUGUGUUUGAUUAUUAUGAGUAGAAAUGUAUUUCUUUAUUUCACCCUCUGUCAGGGUUUGAAGUUUCCUUAACCGAUGGCUUGUCUUUUAUAAAACCAGAGUGCAAGUUAUCCUUUACUAGAUGGAUCUUUUUCAUACUAUAGCCACUAGAGAAGUUAAAAACUGUGUAAUUUAUUAAUGGGGAUUAUGCUUUUUUAAUGAAUUUCAGUUUUUCAGUUACCACUGUUGGUUGCUUUUGUGUAUUUUUCUUUGUUUAGCUUCCACCUAUUGUUACCGUGGUUUUGUUGGAUACAGGUGGUCCUAAUGUUUUGAAUCCACUACCACAAACUCUCAAUCCUUGGAGGGAUUUUAUUACUUUUUUCCUUCAAUGUAGUGGAAAAAGUCUCAAUAAAAAUUCUUAGCAGUGGUUGGACGGCAUUUCAAACAUUAGGCAAUUGGUCAUAAAUUACAAUCAAACCUUUUGAUUUGUUUUUGUUCUUUGUUUUUAGUUUUGUUUUUUAAUUCAGUUCAGUUUUUGUUUUGGGUUUUUUGUUUUGUUUUGUUUUUUAACAAAACACAUAACAAAACAUUUGCCUUGAGGUGCUUUAUAUUUCAAGGCAAAGACUUUAGUAUUAGAGAGAAAACCCCAACAAUCACAUGACGCCCUAUGAGCGAGCACUUGGUGACAGUGAGAACGAAAAACUCCCUUUUAACAGGAAGAAACCUCUUGCAGAACCAGGCUCAGGGAGGGGCGGUCAUCUGCCACAACCGCUUGGGGUAAUGGGAGGAAGAUGGAACAAAAAGAGUAUACAUUUAUGGCGUAUACAUAUUAAAUAUUUCAAAGUUUGGUAGUGGACAAACCUUAAAGCAGCACUGCAUGUCAAUAAAUAUUUUAGUUUAUUUCUGCCAGAUUUCAUUCCUCCUUACCCAAGUUUUAUUUCAUAUAGAAUAACUGAGACACUUGUUGCAGGAGCUGCAAAAGUUUUAGUAUUGUUGAAUGAAUAUAGCCUCUUCACAGUAUUUGUUUCUCAUCACUGAAGAAGUGGAUAUCUGUGCUGAUUGUCUGUGCUCAUGUACAUUAGCAUCUGAAGGGUACAGUAACAUAUCAACUGGUUAUUUUAUUUCAAAAUGUGUGCAGUGCAUUAAACAGUGGCCCUAACGUGAAGCCUGUUUCCACUGAGAGCUCGUCUGUAUUUGCUUUUAUUGGAAUAUUCAGCUGGGGAAAAAAAUGCUUCACAUGGUAAAUCCUGACCAAGAGAGCAUUAUUUAAAUUUUGUCACAAAUAUGAUUGUUAGUAAUUAUUAUUUGAACUUUAUUUGGGAGUCAACUGGUGUUAAACACUCUCCUCUAGUUUUGCUUCUGUAUGACAAAAGCUUUGUCUGCUUUGCUUUACUGGUCACCUGUCUUGAAAUUAAAAUUGUUUUGGACAUGUGAUCUCACACUGUAAUAAAAAUUUGUGAUUGUA
This is a messenger RNA of Oreochromis niloticus (Nile tilapia), 4586 nucleotides long. It is a transcript of the gene fbxl3a, whose product is annotated as F-box and leucine-rich repeat protein 3a. NCBI's taxonomy places the organism in Eukaryota, Metazoa, Chordata, Actinopteri, Cichliformes, Cichlidae. Gene Ontology annotation, cellular component: mitochondrion. The coding region runs from base 290 to 1603 and encodes 437 amino acids. The transcript is spliced from 5 exons. The record is from RefSeq and is a predicted model, not a curated record. Gene Ontology annotation, molecular function: protein binding.